This is a messenger RNA of Mugil cephalus (flathead mullet), 7499 nucleotides long. RefSeq names its product salt-inducible kinase 2b (gene sik2b). The transcript is spliced from 15 exons. Gene Ontology annotation, biological process: protein phosphorylation; microtubule cytoskeleton organization; intracellular signal transduction. Gene Ontology annotation, cellular component: cytoplasm. Bases 460 to 3246 code for a protein of 928 amino acids. Lineage: Eukaryota; Metazoa; Chordata; Actinopteri; Mugiliformes; Mugilidae. The record is from RefSeq and is a predicted model, not a curated record. Gene Ontology annotation, molecular function: tau-protein kinase activity; ATP binding; protein serine/threonine kinase activity.
ACGUCAAUACACGUCAACCGGAGAACAUGAUGCCUCUUUGCAAGUCAACUCGUGUGCUUUCUAGCUGAUAGAGGCACCUCAAGCUGAAAUAUUAUAGCCCUAUUGUGUUGGAGAACGUGGUGUGACAGCCGCUGGGCUCAGCAAAUGGCCUGCUUCGUAUCGCCGCGCUGACGGAGAGUGUCGCCACAUUGGCGUUCAAGCUGGCAGGGCGACACAGAAAUCAACUUUUGUCUAUUUUUAAUGGACACGCUUCGAGCGGCGGCAGCGGCGGCGGCGGCGGGCGGUUUGUUUUCCUUUCGUCUUUAUCUGUAGCUGCUCGAGCAGAGCCCGUGUGAGCCCCCUCGUGUGUGUGUGUGUGUGUGUGUGUGUGUGUGUGUGCGCCCCCCCCCCCCUCCGACACCCCUCCACCCACCCUGCUCGCCUGGCUACUCUUCCACAAGCAGUCCCAUUUAGAACAGCAUGGUCAUGGCUGACAGUGUCCAGAAACCGCUGAUCCGGGGUCCGGUCCGAGUGGGCUUCUACGACAUCGAGCGCACUUUAGGAAAGGGCAAUUUCGCCGUGGUGAAGCUGGCCCGACACCGCAUAACCAAGACCGAGGUGGCCAUUAAGAUCAUCGACAAGACCCAGCUGGAUGCUGUCAACCUGGAGAAGAUCUACAGAGAAGUUCAGAUCAUGAAGAUGCUGGACCACCCUCACAUCAUAAAGCUGUACCAGGUGAUGGAGACGAAGAACAUGCUUUACUUAGUCACGGAGUAUGCCAAGAAUGGGGAAAUCUUCGACUACCUGGCAAAGCACGGCCGCCUCAGCGAGCUGGAGGCCCGGAGGAAGUUCUGGCAGAUCCUGUCGGCGGUCGAAUACUGUCACAACCGAAACAUCGUCCACAGAGACCUGAAGGCUGAGAAUCUGCUGCUGGACGGACACAUGAACAUCAAGAUUGCAGAUUUUGGAUUCGGGAACUUCUUCCAGCCUGGGGAGCCUCUGGCCACAUGGUGCGGCAGCCCGCCCUACGCUGCUCCAGAGGUCUUUGAGGGACAGCAGUAUGAGGGCCCACAGCUGGACAUCUGGAGUAUGGGUGUGGUGCUUUAUGUGCUGGUGUGUGGUGCGUUGCCCUUUGACGGGCCCACACUGCCCGUUCUCCGACAACGAGUCCUAGAAGGAAGGUUUCGGAUCCCCUACUUCAUGACUGAAGACUGUGAGCACCUGAUCCGCAGGAUGUUGGUCCUGGACCCGUCAAAGCGCCUUUCUGUGGCCCAGAUUAAGGAGCACAAGUGGAUGGCUCUGGAUGUUCCAGUGCAGAGGCCUGUCCUCUACCAACAACCUCUGUCUACGGAGGGAGAGGCCGGCGUAGGAGAAUACAGCGAGCAGGUCCUCCGUCUGAUGCACAGCCUCGGCAUCGACCAGCACAAGACCAUAGAGUCUCUGCAAAACAAAAGCUACAACCACUUCGCUGCUAUCUACUACCUGCUGGUGGAGCGGCUCAAGGCCCAUCGCUGCAGCUUCCCCGUCGAACAGAGGCUCGACGCCCGCCAGCGACGGCCCAGCACCAUCGCCGAACAGACUGUCGUCAAGUCGACCAGUGGUUCAGCCCAGGUGGGUCUGCUCCCGCAGGGCGUUCGUCUGUUGCGCUCCCCUGCUGUGCCCCAAGCCUCUUCCGAUGCUUUCACUUUCCCCCAGACUGCAUGUCCCCUGGAGCAGAAUUUCAUGGUGGAGGAUGUCAACACGCCCAAAGUAAACGGCUGUCUGCUGGACCCCCUACCUCCCCCCACUGUCCUCCGCAAGUCCUCCACCUCGUCGCCUAGCAACAUGAUGGAGACAUCGAUUGAUGAGGGCAUUGAGACUGAGGAGCCUGACACAGAGGAUGAUCCGUCCCACUUGCUCUCAGCCUAUCAGACGGCUCGAUUUGGCCAGCGGCGACACACCCUGUCUGAGGUCACCAACCAGCCUGGCCCUUCCAACCAAGGCAAAUUAUUUGCUCUAGGCCACAACCCCUCCAUGGGCAGCGUGGACUCGGACAUCGGCUACGAUAUGGGCUCCAUGCACAGCGACCUCGGCCUGCUGGAGGAUCCCCCCUCUCUCAGUGAAGCCCCCGGCGUCUCCACUACGCCUUUCUUGAGUGCUCUGCCUGCCAACCCGGCCAUGGCUGCCCUGACGUCCCAACACAGGGAGACACACAACCGCUCACCCAUCAGCUUCAGAGAAGGACGCCGCGCCUCUGAUACCUCCCUCACCCAAGGUCUGGUCGCCUUUCGGCAGCACCUUCAGAACUUGGCGAGAACCAAAGGCAUCCUGGAGCUGAACAAGGUCCAGAUGCUGGUGGAGCAGAUGGGCUCUGGGGAAGGGGCUGCCAUGGGCCCCCUGGGACCACAGCACCACUUGCACAACCUCCUGGAGGGUGAGGCAUGCAAGCAGCAGGAGGGCUUAGCUUUAUACCAGGGUGGGCCGCAGCCACCUCUCCUGUCGCGCAGACAGAGUUUGGAGACACAGUACCUCACUCACAGACUACAGAAGGCCAACGUCUUGGCUAACAGUCCUGCUAGCUGCCAACUUUUCUGUAAGGAGACUCCUCGAAGCUUAGAGCAACAGCUGCAGGAACACAGCAGCUGCCACUGCCCUCCCUACAGACUGAACCAGAAGAGGAUGUACCUGCAGCAGCAGUCUCAGGGCAUGGGACUGCAGGCCUACUUCAACCAGAUGCAGAUAGCUGAAGGAUCUUACCCGGCGGGCAGCUCUGCCCUGGACCCCGCGGCGUCUCAAAGUUCCCCUCAGGGCCCCCCCAUGUCAGCCACGCACCAGCCUCAGCCCCAGCAGCAGGGCAGUCCUCAGGCCUCGCCUCCAUUCAGCCACAGCUUAAGUCCUCUGAUGGAGCCGGGCGAGAGCCUGGUUUAUGAUCCCUACAUGAGCCAUCACCACUAUAUCCAACACCUGCCUCCCGGCUCUCACCUGCACCACCAGCUCCACCACCCUCACCCUCACGACGCUGGUAUCGGUAGCCUGGGCUUUAGCUACCCCGCGGGCUGCGAGCAGCAGGUGCUGGGGCCUUCCACCGAGGCUCUUCUACCAGAGCACUAUGAGUUCUCGCUGCCCCCACCCGCUCCAUUAGAGGCCAAUGCUGGAGCCGUGGCUGGAGUCUUGUCUGGUUCGGGGCAGUCAGACGGUCUGGGCCUACCCGAGCUGCAAGACUCCCUCCUGGACAGUGAGAUGAUGGAGACUGUGGACUCACAGCACGGCUUUGUACUGGUCAACUAAAGUCAGCUGGGGGGGGUUAAAAGAAAGCAGUAUUAAGCAAUGAGAACCUACACGGCGUUAAGAACAGAGAGAACGGAGAUGUAAGCGGAGGCCAUAAGAGUAGCAACAGGGAAGGAAGUGUUAAUUUCUGUUCAACUAAUACAAACUUUAUUUCUUAGUUGUGAUGUUGAUGAACCUCGACCAUUCUACCAAAAUCCUCCCUUAACCUACCUCCCUUUCUCCCUCUACUCCUCUGUUCUCGUUCUCAUCAGCCUUGCGAGGCAGGGACGGGCCUGACAUGCGGCGCGAUGUGAGCUCGUCUGCGCCGACUCGGGGGCGAAGCAGCCGUUGUCACGUACGUUUGUGCCACUUGCGAGGACUUGCGGCGCGCAGCCCCGGAGGGGUGGGUGGUGCUGCGCGGCGCGGGAGCGCUGCUAGAGCGCGGCGCUUCGCCGAGAAAUGGUUUUGGAAGUGGACUCAUUUUAGGACUGACCGAGUGGCAACCAAAAGCACAACGGCUGGCAGUGCUUUUUUGUAUUUCAAAUAGGACACCGACGCCGACAAUAGACUGGAUCUCAAAACAUUUUCGUGCAUUUUUUAUUUUUUUUUUUAAAGAUUCCAGUAGAAAAAAAAAAAAAUAACAAGUGAAAGUGGCCCUCAUUUAUCACGGUACCAUGGAUAUCACCACGCAUUCAAAUGUUCGUCAUGCAGCGAUUAUAGAUGUUAUUUACACACUAACGUGCACAGGCUAAACAUGGUGGUCAUGCAUAGGACUCAACACUAGCAUAUACACUAUUCCUUCACAUAAGAGCUUUUGUCGUUUGCCUCAACAAAUACCUUAAACAUGCUACAUUUAUGCUUUUAACAGUGACACACAAGCUAUUUUUAGUAUGACUAAUGAGAAUAUUAUUGUAGGAUAUGACAUACGAGUAUUUUUUUUGUAAGCUGUAACUACUGAUCCUGAUUUAUUCCUCACACUACUGAAAUGCUUUCACCACCCUUUCCAUACGAUUGUGCACACUUACGCCAGGUUUAUGCUCAGCUCAGUGAGGACAUUACCAGUCGAAAUGUGGGUCAUGCGUUCGCCUGAUAAAUGAGGGCUGGUGUAAUUAAAAUUCAAAUGCUAGGCUGAGGAGUUGCGGUGUUCGAUAUUAUUCUGUUUUUUCGUGGCAAUACUGAAGCAAUAUUAAUCCUUAACGUGGAGGGGAUCGUGAACGGAAGCCUCACCUGAACAGCCAGCUCCGAUUGGUUGCCGGGGACCACUUUGAGUCGUCAGCAGUGACAUCACUAGAGCUGAUGAUGUAACCAGGAGAUAAUCUCUCUCUUUCUUUCUCUCCCUGUCUCUCAUUUGGCGGGGAGCGCAGCGAUAAGCCUGGAGACAGCUGUGUCGACGGCACUGUGCAAACGUUUUAAGUUGAGGAUGCAUUCAAAAGGAAUUCAUUUAAAAAAAAAAAAAGAGUAUAUAUACAAAAAUCAAAUCAUCAUGACCACCCGUUGCCUUCAAAACAGAACCAGUUUUCCUCCUCGGUACAUUUGCACACAGCUUUUUCGAAGGUACUCGGCAGGUUUGUUGUUGGAAGCAUCCCGGAGUUGCAGACUGACUCCAUGAUGCUGGGAUCAGUGCUGCAGGCCGAUCAGAUUCCUCCCCGGUGGUUUUGAAAGAUUGUGAAACAUGCAUUUCUUAAAACUUUUGCACAGUACCGUGUGUGUGUGUGUGUGUGUGUGUGUGUGUGUGUGCACGCGUGCGUAUGAUCAUGUAUGUUUUUUUUGCACAAUUCAGAUUUUCUGCAUCCAUCAUUUGUUGUCAUUACUGAGAAAGACAAACACUGUAUCGAACGGCUUCAUUCAAACAGACUAACAAACAAAAAGAUCCCAGACUGUGCUCCUCCCUCAGUGCAGUUGUAGCGUUUCUUUUUUUUUUUUUUUUCUCCUCCGACUGAUUCUGGUUUACAUCCUCCGACGCUCCGGCCAAAUCUCCGCGCCGUUUUAAUGAUGAAUUAUGUUUAUCGUAAAGAUUCCCCGCGUUCGAUUUCACUAAAGAAUGUCUCCUCUCUGACGUCGAGGCUGCUGUGAGACAAAGAGCAGCAGAACAUCAGUCACCUGACACUGGAUUUUGACUGUUUCUAGCCCAACACCACCACCAACACCACCACCACCACUCUCUGACUGACAGCGAGCCAGCAACAAGACCAGAGAUCUUCUUUUCUUUUUAUUUUCUUUCACAGCUCUUGGACUGUGUUCAAUCUACUUGAAGCACACACACACACACAGACACACACAGAUGUAUCUGACAAAACAAACACUUUCAUUUGGAGGAUGAACGUCACAAGGUUGAGAUUAUUUCACUGCGACCAUCUGCCAGACUGUGUGACCUUCAGUGGUCGUGAGUGAAACUGUAGCACCGUUCAGUCACGCCGGCCUGCAGUCACUCAGGGCACAUAUCUUAAAAGAGUUCACAACCAGAUUGGGAGUCUCUGUAGUCAACGGUCUCUAGUGAUGGCAACAAAAUGUGGAUCAAAUGUGGUCGCGGCCCUGUGUGAGAGGGAAGAAUCCACCCUGAAACGCUUUUAAUAGCUGCAGCUAAUGACCAGAUAAUCAACCCAGUUGUUCUGCUCACAAUGGUUGAUGUGUCCGAUCCAAAAAAAACACAAGGCUCAAUCACAAUACUCGUUGAAAUGCGCGGUGCUGGGAGCAGAUCCCCAGAAAAGUUCACGCUAAAAAAAACAAAAAAAACAAAUCACAAGUUGCUCCCACACUGUUUAUUGGGCCGACGUUUCGGUCUGUCGGCCUCCAUCGGAACUGAUAAAAUGAUUAAACAGGGCUUAAAUGUGAGCGUGGGAGCAACUUGUGAUCCAAAAAAAAAGGCACAUAGAAGACAGGAGACGUUUCUGUCGAACUACAUUUUAGCUUUACAUCAUAGGAUCGGUGUCGAUGAGCAACCGCUGAGCCGUUUAACGUCAGCGCACAUGGGCAGAGAUGCUGAAUAACUCCGGCAACAAUGGCCUCAGCAGAGCAGAGCGUGCAGCAGCAACAAGACACGUUGCAAAACCGGUCCUGCGGCUGCAUUAAUAGUUCCGCCCUUACAUUUACAAACUAGUCGGCAGGCUGGACGUGUUUAUAAGGACGUACGCCCACAUUUUUAUUGACGGUAAUGAGCUCACGCCCAGAUUGUUGGUCAUGCCGAAACUCUCCUACAAACAAAAGUCCAAAUGACGCCGGCUGCGAGAUGAAAAAACAAUAACUCUGGCCUUUCUAAAAAGUGUUACGGGGUGGAUUUCUCCUUGAACCUGUUGAUGAUAGUUUUAUUUUCCUAAUGGUAACGGCUAACGGCUACAGGACGAUCUGUGGAAGUGGAAUACUGGAGCACUUUGACAACAAGGAGGUGAAGAGAUGUAGCGAGAGAGGAGGAGGUGAUUGAGGUGGAGGUGGAGGAGGUUUGCACCUCCAUGCCGUUUCCUGGCAGAUGAAAGGAGCCGUAAAUCUGUAGGAAGCACCUUUCUCCUCUCUCUUCCCCACCAAUAAUGGACACAAAGCAGAUUUCUUUCAAAGAAAGACCAGACAUAGUAAAACUUUAUUUUGUUUGUUGAUUUUAAAUCCAAGAAAGAGAAACACUUCUCAGUUUAUUAUGACGAGUGUUCUUUGUACAGGUUAGGGGCUGUAGUGAAUCUUCCGUGCGCGCUCGAGUUGCACUGAGGUGAAUAUUUUUUUUUGUGUGUGUGUGUUGAACGUGAAUAGUGUUCAGUGUGCCUUUUACUUUUUUUUUUUUUUUUUUCGUAUUUUCAAUCUAAAUUAAGAUUUUUGAAUAGUUCUGGUUGGACCCUUUUAUUUCGACUUCUUCUUUCUGUUCUGUAUAUUUUUAUUUUUCUCUGAAAGUAAGUAGAGCCAGGUUUUACAAAGGUACAAAACCAAAGUCCCUCAGAAGUUUCCCUGUACGACCCACCGUGUGGAGUUUUGGAGCUUCUUUGUCAGCUUCUCUACCGUGCUUCUUCUUCUUCUUUUUUUUUUUUUUGUUUUUGUUUUGUUUUGUUGUUGUUUCUUGUUGGUCAAUCAGUGUAUGCCAUUUAAAAGUAUUAUAGCAAUAUUUCUCUAGUUGAAGACUAAAGUCAUGAAGAUUCUAGUGGAUGUGUUUCCAAGUAUCAUAAUUUCACCUCCUGCUGAUAAAACAACAAAAAAAAAAUCUAUCAAUAGAAAUCCAGUUUUAUAUUUACCUUCAUUGAUGUUGACCACACAUAAGCUAACUUGCUGUUGAGAUUAAAAAGGUUUAUUGAACAGAA